Cordyceps fumosorosea ARSEF 2679 is the source of this 2142-nucleotide messenger RNA. RefSeq lists its product as hypothetical. NCBI's taxonomy places the organism in Eukaryota, Fungi, Ascomycota, Sordariomycetes, Hypocreales, Cordycipitaceae. Bases 1 to 2142 code for a protein of 713 amino acids. The transcript has 4 exons. The record is from RefSeq and is a predicted model, not a curated record.
AUGACCGGCGUGAGGUACUACAACUACGCAGUAGCCGGUUCUACGUGCUCGCAAAAGGUGGCGACGCAGCCAGCGCGGAUCAUACCCGGAGCGGUACCGAGCGUGCUCGAAUAUGAGAUUCCCGCAUUCGAGGCCGACUUGGCCUUUGCAUCAUUAUAUCCCAACCGACAGCCAAACAACACCGUGUACGCCAUGUGGAUCGGCACCAACGACUUGGGCGUGGAGGGCUUUCUCUUGGACCGAAACAGGCCAGGAACGACGCUCAGUGACCUUGUUGAGUGCGUAUGGGAAUCCUUUGACCGCAUAUACAAGACCGGUGGACGGCGCUUCGUUGUCAUGAACACCGCGCCACUGGAGAAGACGCCACUGUAUGCAAGCUUUGAGAGCGGCGGCGCAGGAGAUAAUCCGGUUUGGCCGACCAAGUCUCAAUACAACACAUCCGAAUACCAGCACAAGAUGUAUCAGUACAGCCGAGCUGUAAAUGAGCUUUUUGAGAGCAUCUCGCCGCUCCAUCUUCUUGUGAAACGACGUUGGCCUGGAGCAAGCGUGACGGUCUUUGAUGCUCAUUCGAUCUUCAACGACAUUCAUGCAGACCCUGGCCGAUAUCUUUCGCCACCGGAGAACGUCGUCUCGUCGUUCAUUACCUCCAUGUUCCAAGGACAGUUUGGCUAUGGCAACGCUGGGCCCCAGUUCAACCCACAGGCAGGGGCCCAGCCUAACCAGCAGCAGCAACAGCAGAUGAUGUUCAACCAACAACAGUUCGCUGGGAUGGCGCCCCAGGGUGGCUUCAACCCCGCUGCGAAUCCUCAAAUGAUGGCUGGUCCCUCGCAAGGCAUGAUGCAGAAUCCUGGCAUGCCCAACAUGACUGCCAAUGGACAAAUGGCAGGAUUUCAGCAGCAAUUCGCCCCUCAGUAUGGGCAAGUACCUCAGAAUUUCCCACAAGGCCAAUACAUGAUGGGCGGCAUGCAGGGCUUUCCAAUGAAUCAACAAGGAAUGACGCCACAGCAAGUUCAACAGAUGAUGCAGCAACGCAUGGCACAGCAGCAGCAGCAACAACACCUUCAGCAACAGCAAGCACAGCAACAGGCCCAGCAGCAGCAGCAACAACAGGCCCAGCAGCAGCAACAUCAACAAGCCCAUCAGCAACAUCAACAGCAACAAGUGCAGCAACAGCAGCAUCAACACCCGCACCACCAACAGCAUCAGCAACACCAAGCCCCUCAAGCGCAGCAGCAUGUCCAGCAGCAGCAACUUCAACCGCACCCGAACCAGCAAAUGCAGCAACAGCACCCUCAACAAGGCAACAUGAGCCAGGUCGGAACCCCGCAAAGACCACCCAGUGCUGUGCAGAACAGCCCGGCUGGACAGAUGCCCGGCCAGCCUCAGUUCUCUCCUCAUCAAAUGGCCCAGGGAAUUCCACAGCAAGGUGCCCAGAUGCAACAACACCCUCAACAGCAUCAGCAGCAAGCGCAACAGCCUGGAGCCAUCGCAACUCCGCAGACACCGACAUUCCCCAACAAUCAGGGACCCAAUGCGGGAACAGCAUCCAACAUCCCUCCGCUGAGUCCGGCCUCGGAAUCGCGGGAAAAGGAGCGGUUUGCGCUGCUACUUGACAUCAACCACGAGUUGUUGUAUGAAGUCAUUCUGCUACAACAGACGCAGACGGAGCUUAAGAAGGAAGCGUCAACUGCAAAUGGCAACGUAGGGGAGAGGAAGCCGACAGAGGAAGAAACUCUGUUCCAACAAGAUUAUGUACACUGUAUGCGCCGCCUACAAGCGAAUCUUUCAUACAUGGCUGCACAGGCCGAUCGCAAAGCCGAAACCAAAGCGCCACCUUAUCCCACCUUCAUGACAGCUCCGCCCUUGAAUCUGUCUCUUCGGCCUCGAGCGCAACCAAUGGCCCCGGAAGGAAGUGAUGCUGCCAAGAUUGACCCUGCGACCGACCGGGAAGAACGAGAUAAAGCUAUCAAAGACCUAUACCGCCGGCUGCAAGCAGCGUAUCCGGGCAUCGAUUUUAAGAAAGAAUCGGCUGCUCGCAUACAACACAGCCAGAAGCUCAGCAACCAGGCCGCUUUCCAAGGAAGCCCGAUCCCGCAGAAGACACCUCAGAUACCGAAUGCACCACCGCCGCAAGUGAGCUAG